Molecule: messenger RNA, 1845 nt
Organism: Chrysemys picta bellii (western painted turtle)
Lineage: Eukaryota; Metazoa; Chordata; Testudines; Emydidae
Gene: ARSB
Product: arylsulfatase B
Source: RefSeq, a predicted model, not a curated record
GUGCUGGGGGCGGUGCCCGCGCAGGCCAGUUCCUGGUUGAGCGGCGGGACAGGCGGGCAGCAUGCUGAAGCGACCGGGGGUCGGACUGGGCUCAGCGCGGCUCCCGCUGCUCCUGUGCUGGCUGCGACUCUGCCUGGCCGGCAGCGCGGCGGCCCCACACCUGGUGGUGGUGCUGGCCGAUGACCUGGGCUGGCACGACGUGGGCUGGCACGACUCCCUCAUCCGCACCCCGCAGCUGGAUGCGCUGGGGGCGGGCGGGGUGCGGCUGGAGCGCUACUACACGCAGCCCCUGUGCACCCCGUCCCGCAGCCAGUUGCUCACCGGCAGGUACCAGAUCCAUACAGGUUUACAACACCAAAUAAUUUGGCCUUGCCAGCCCAGCUGUGUCCCGUUGAAUGAGAAACUCCUGCCUGAACUGCUGAAGGAAGCAGGAUAUGUUACCCACAUGGUAGGGAAGUGGCAUCUAGGCAUGUACAAAAAAGAGUGCCUUCCAACCCGCAGAGGAUUUGAUACUUAUUUUGGUUAUCUUCUGGGAAGUGAAGAUUAUUAUUCCCAUGAACGUUGUGUGUUUAUCAGUGCAAAGAAUGCAACACGCUGUGCUCUUGAUUUUCGAGAUGGAGAAGAAGUUGCAGUUGGAUUUGGAAACAUGUAUUCCACUAAUGUAUUUACGAAAAGAGCUGUAGAUCUUAUAGCCAACCAUAAAACUGAGAAGCCUCUGUUUCUCUACCUUGCUCUCCAGUCUGUCCAUGAGCCCCUUCAGGUCCCUGGGGAAUACAUGAAACCGUACGCCUUCAUCAAAGAUGAGAAGAGACGUCAUUAUGCGGGAAUGGUGUCCAUUAUGGAUGAAGCUGUAGGAAAUGUCACUGCAGCCCUGAAGAGAUACGGGCUUUGGGACAACACAGUUCUCAUCUUCUCUACUGAUAAUGGAGGACAGACUUUGGGAGGUGGAAAUAACUGGCCUCUAAGAGGAAGAAAGUGGACGCUCUGGGAAGGAGGAGUGAGAGGAGUAGGAUUUGUUGCAAGUCCUUUACUGAAACAGAGGGGAGUAGAAAGUCAUGAACUGAUCCACAUCUCUGACUGGCUGCCGACUCUAGUAAAUCUUGCUGGGGGACAUAUAAACAGCACUAAGCCUCUGGAUGGCUUUGAUGUGUGGAAAACUAUCAGUGAAGGAAGCCCUUCUCCCAGAAAGGAGCUGCUUCAUAACAUAGACCCUAUGUUUGUGGACACUUCUCCAUGUCCUGGUAUUGACAACAGGACAUCUUCACCACUGGAUAAUUCUUUUCCAUGGGACGAUUCAAUCUUCAAUAUAUCCAUACAUGCUGCAAUUCGACAUGGAAAGUGGAAACUACUAACUGGGUAUCCAGGCUGCAGCCACUGGUUCCCACCACCACCUUUGUUCAGUGAGUCAAAGAUUCUAUCAUCUGACCCACCAACAAAGAAACUUUGGCUUUUUGAUGUUGUUAAAGAUGCUGAGGAGAGAAACGACUUGUCUGAAAAAUAUCCUGGCGUUGUGAAAAAACUGCUCUCCCGGCUGCAGUACUACUAUAAACACUCGGUGCCUGUGUUCUACCCUGACGAUGACCCCCGUUGUGACCCAGCAGCAACUGGAGCCUGGGGGCCUUGGAUGUAGAAUACUACAUUUGUAGCCUGAAAAAUACAACUGUGGUGGAAAUUGCGGACUGAGGGUCCUAGUCACAUAUUUUGACCUCAUUUCUUUUACCCUUUUAACUGUGAUUUCAUCCCUUGGGUUAUUCAAUUCUACUUCUUCUUAAGCAGUAUUGAGGAUCUAAUUUCACCCCCGAUUGUACUAGAAACACUGUUAAAAUAAUAAAUCUGUCAUUUUGA